AUGGCCAGCUCUCACCAGCGUCAAUCAUGUCGACCGGCACACUUUUUAUCCACGACUCGCGCACUGAUCUCCACUAUGAGAUCCCCAUUCACCGCAAUGCAGUGCGAGCAACAGAUCUCCAGCGCAUCCGCGCCCCAUCUGCGGGCACAGACCGAGGAGACCAAGUUGGCCACGGAUUGCGAGUCCAUGACCCAGGCUUGCAAAACACCACGGUGGUGGAGUCUGCGAUCAGCUUCUCGUGAGCUUGCGGCGGCUGUGAUGCGGGUCUGCGCAGUGUUGACCAUACCAUCCAUAUUUAGUGACCACGAGCGAGGACGUUUGCUUUUUCAUGGAUACACCCUCGAGCAGCUAUGGGACGCUGACUUUGAGGGCAUGUUCCACCUACUGGUCUGGGGCACGUAUCCGACGGCGCAUCAGCGGGCGGAAUUAAAAUCCAUCCCCGCCUCAUCCGAUGCGAGCCUCUACCAGAAGAACAUUGACCGUGUUGACCAGAUGAUCUUAAAAACCACUGCAGCCUACGCCGUGAUAUUCGCCCUCGUCUACUGCCACCGCAAAGGCAUUCCGUGGCAACCCGCCUCCCUCAGCCAGACCUACUACGAGAAUCUGUUCACCAUGUGCAGCAUGCUAGACCUAACGACUCAUCGUCCGGACCCCGUGCGGCUGGCAUGUUUCCGCCGCUUCGCCAUGCUCAACGCAGACCAUGGAAUGGCACUCUCUGUCUUCUCUAGUCUCGUCACGGCGUCCUCCUUGACAGAUCCAGUCUCGUGCCUGAUGUCCGCUGUCAGCGCGGCUCAUGGCCCGCUCCAUUUCGGCGCGACGGAGUCUGCACAGCGUGCACUGCGCGAGAUUGGGGACCCAUCACGCGUGCCUGCCUUUAUUGAGGAGGUUAAAGCCGGAAAACGCAAAUUAUUCGGCUACGGCCACCGCUCGUACAAGGGUAUGGAUCCGCGCGUUCCUCCCAUUCGCAACAUUUUGAAUGAUCUGGCGCCGGAAUCGAACCCGCUGCUUAAAAUAGCCGAAGCUAUUGAACUGGCUGCAGGCAGGGAUGAUUACUUCCUCUCUCGUGGGCUGUAUCCGAAUGCCGAUUUUUAUGGAAACUUCGUCUUCACUGGCAUGUUUGUAGACCCUCACAUAGAUGGUGGCGUGACGGCGAUGUGCUAA
Messenger RNA from Penicillium lagena, 1161 nucleotides. Its product is annotated as putative citrate synthase. The coding region runs from base 1 to 1161 and encodes 386 amino acids. Gene Ontology annotation, biological process: carbohydrate metabolic process; tricarboxylic acid cycle. The transcript is spliced from 2 exons. NCBI's taxonomy places the organism in Eukaryota, Fungi, Ascomycota, Eurotiomycetes, Eurotiales, Aspergillaceae. Gene Ontology annotation, cellular component: mitochondrial matrix. The record is from RefSeq and is a predicted model, not a curated record.